AUGGAAGAUCUUCCUACAUACUCUCCCACCAAUGUUAUCCCGAACUGCUUUAUCCUUGAUGAAUCUUCGACUCACGGUGGUUCAUCUUCUUCAGGUGUUAGAGAUGUAGGAGGUAAAAACAUCCGAUCAGAAGUAGCUGCACACUUUCAGAUCUAUUCACCAACUGAAGAAGAUAUGUGGAGUAGUGAUGAGUCCGGUGAGGAACCGCUGGGACCAGCAUGCCCUAAUGACAGAGGAAAAUCACCGCUAAUCAUUCCUGACGCCCACAAGGUAACAGUUGGCGUUUUAAUUCUGUCUGAUGAUCAACAGGGAACACCCCGUUACUACGUAACUCAAACCCCAGAAGGAACCAAAUUCUGGACUCCUUUUGUGGACAAGGAGUUCCUUCCUGUUCUUGGAAAAUCAUAUGAGACUUUCGAAGAAGUAGUUGCAAUGUAUAAGGUGUACGGAUAUGAAGCUGGGUUUAACGUUAAAAAGGCUCAAACAAAGGUUCGUAACGGAUGCCCCACGCACAAAUACCUCAGGUGCUCGAAGGCUGCUAAACCGCAAAAGAAAAGGACGUUUGACACUCUCUUUGAGUCUUUGGCCAUGUGCAGCAGGAACAGUACAUUUACACUCACUGAUUGUAAGGCCCGACUUCUUAUUGUAGCAACUCAAGACCCUAUACGGUUUGUUGUGCAUAGCUGGAGUGAUGUGCAUAAUCAUCCGCUUAUUGACACCUUCAACCGCGACUUAUCAAAAUUUUCAAGGAAACUCCCGUUUGCAGCCCAACAGUUUAUUCACCAAAUGAGCCUUAAUCGCAUUGGUCCGGUGAAGACCCACCGUUUCCUGGUUAGCAUCAAAGGCGGCAAUCACAACGUGCGUGGCACCACCGAUGACUUUAAAAACUACAGCCAACAAUUGAGGAUUUUCAUAGGCGACCGAGAUGCUCAACUGCUUCUGGAACGUCUACGCGAUCGAAGCGAGAAUCUAGCAAACUUCUAUUACGACUUUGUUGUAUCCGAAGGGAAAUUGAAAGCUGUGUUUUGGGCUGACGAGAUUUCCAACCUAAACUAUAAAGCGUUCGGCGAUGUUCUAGCAUUCGAUGCCACCUAUCAGACAAACAAGUACAACAUGAUUUUUGUACCUUUCACUGGUGUCGACAACCACAUGCAUUGUGUCACCUUUGGCGCAAGGUUGCUUUUAAAUGAAACAGUUGAAUCUUACAAAUGGUUACUCCAAGCAUUCAUGAAGGCAUAUCAUACCGAACCCCGGUUGAUCUUAAGCGAUCAGGACCCGUCGAUGAAACAAGUUAUCCAACAAGUUUUCACCACUGCCCGCCACAGACUUUGUAUGUGGCAUAUCAUGAAAAAACUGCCAACCAAGGACCACCAAUGGCUCAAUGAAAUGUACGAAAUCAGGGAACGUUGGGUUCUGGCAUUCUUUAGGGACAUCCCCAUGUGCUGCUUGAUGAAGACAACUUCACGAUCUGAAAGCUCAAAUGCAUCUUUUAAAGUUAACUCCACCAGCGCAAAUACCCUUGUUCAAUUUAUGCUAUGUUAUGAGGCACGGAUUGACAGCCAACGUUAUCGCCAAAGAGUUUCUGAAUUCAAAUCUUCGUCAAUCGUGUACCAGGGGAAAAGUAAUCUGCCCAUUGAACAACACGCUUUCAGUGUUUACUCUCAUUCCGUUUUCCAUGUGGUUCGGAAGGAAAUCCUCAAGGGAAAGUUUUGUUGCUUCAUUACAAACCAAACGUUAGAAGCUGGCAUGACUGUUUUCUCUGUCCAGCACGAAGACAAUCUGUUCACGGUAAAGUUUAACAGCAUGGAUAACACAGCUGAAUGCUCAUGUCGUGGCUUUACCCGAAUAGGCUACCUGUGUCGCCAUGUCUUCUGCGUUUAUCGCCUACAACAUGUGGACGCCAUCCCAUCCAAAUACAUUGCCAACAGAUGGAGGCGUGAUGUUUCGCCUAAGAGGGUGUUUUCAAUUGAUAGUCGCUACGGUGUGGACACACAACCGCAGGCUGUUAUGCACAAUGAGAUUAUCGAUGUGAUCACCGACUGUGUGGACGUUGUUAGAAAUAAUACUGAAUCGCUUUCAACUUUACUUGAAACAGCUAAAAGUGAUCAAACUGAAUAUGUUAACCAGGGGAUCUAUUUUGAUGCCAGACCAAGUGUCAACAAAGGAUGUCUUUGA
Messenger RNA from Helianthus annuus (common sunflower), 2175 nucleotides. Its product is annotated as protein FAR1-RELATED SEQUENCE 5-like. Gene Ontology annotation, molecular function: zinc ion binding. The record is from RefSeq and is a predicted model, not a curated record. The coding region runs from base 1 to 2175 and encodes 724 amino acids. The transcript is spliced from 7 exons. NCBI's taxonomy places the organism in Eukaryota, Viridiplantae, Streptophyta, Magnoliopsida, Asterales, Asteraceae. Gene Ontology annotation, biological process: regulation of DNA-templated transcription.